GCCGCUUCCUCUGCCGCUUCCUCGCCGCUUCCCCGCCCCGCCACCGACGCGCCCCCAGUGCGUCACGAUGCCGCUGCGCCGCCGGGGAUUUUCGGGCUACCGCGGCGUCCGCGAGCGUCCCUCCGGCGUCUACUACGCCGAGAUCCGGUCCGGCGACGUCCGCCUCGGCCUCGGCACGUUCGAGACCUCGCACGAGGCCGCCCGCGUGUACGAUGCGGCGGCGUGGCGCAUAGGAAGGCCUCGCGCGCAGAUGAACUUCCACGAUGUCUACACGCGUGAGCAGGCGCAGGCCGUCGCCCCUAUGCCUCGUCUUAUAACAGACCAGGACCGUGAGGACCACCGUCGGCAGCAGCGCCGCCUCCUCAUCACCGAGGAGGACGAGCGAGCCAUGGCGGAGUGGCGUCGGCGCCACGCAGAUGAUGUUGCCGCCGAGAACGCCUUCUGGGCGGAGAGGACGGCAAGGCGCUGCGCGGAGCGGGCGGACAUGCGUCGCGGGAAGACACUGGCCAUAUCGCAGUGCGAUCUCGUUAACACCGGUGGGAAGUCAUUCUUCGGGACAGACGAUGAACGUUGGGAUGACGUGUGGCUCGAUACCUCGGAUAACACCAGCGAGGAUGAUGAAGAUGAGGAGGAGGACGACUCGGAGUAGGUUCUAGUUACACCGUAGUUUUUAUCUAGUUGCACCAUAGUUUUUUAUCUAAUUGCACUGUAGUUCUUUUAUCU
This is a messenger RNA of Triticum aestivum (bread wheat), 723 nucleotides long. Its product is annotated as ethylene-responsive transcription factor 1-like. Lineage: Eukaryota; Viridiplantae; Streptophyta; Magnoliopsida; Poales; Poaceae. Gene Ontology annotation, molecular function: DNA-binding transcription factor activity; DNA binding. Bases 68 to 649 code for a protein of 193 amino acids. The record is from RefSeq and is a predicted model, not a curated record. The transcript has a single exon. Gene Ontology annotation, biological process: regulation of DNA-templated transcription.